AUGCAAAUUCUUAGUUCAUCUGAUGAAUACACACACAUUUUUCUUUUAUCUUUUGCCAUCUUACUUUCUAAUUACAAACACAUUUUUCUUGUAUUAGGCGAUCAACAAUUUGGGGAUGUUGUUGGUGCCAAUGCCCUUCCAAACCAUAUCAGAAGAGAAUUUCUGGUGCAACUCAAAGAUGUACGGAGCUUGCUCGUGGGUGAAUGGCUACCGAUUUUGAGCAUGGGUUCAGGGGCCACCAUUGUUAUUGUCUCUACGCCUAAUACUAGGCCUCACAAGCAAGCGUGCCUUGAGCUUUGGGGUACACCUGAGGCAGUUGAUAACGCAAACUGUGCAAUUUCGAAUAAAAUAAGUUGGGGAUAUCCGGAAUCAGUCCAGCACCCAUAUCCAUCAUUGUUGCUUUUAGAUGUUGCAAUUCUUAAAAGAUUUGUUCCCUUACGCCAGGUUGGGGCUCUGUUUGGCAUACUUGACAUGCGGGUUAUGCAUUUGGUAUGUUGUAUUGGUGCAUGAAUUAAGGUGACCCCAUUUGACAUCUAUCACAUUAAAGGGGGGAAUAUGUCCGAUACUAUACAGUUUAUUGUGAACCACAUCGUGUGCAAGAAGUACGGGAUUUACUUGAUGGUUACUUGGCACCGCAUAUUCCUUAAACAACAAACUGAGAUUGUGGCAACAUAUGUAGUUUGUGGUGAUUUAUAUACUAUUUAACAAAUGAGCUGGCUUUACAUUGCACUAACAUUUAAACAAGUCAACCUAUCAUUUUGUUUAA
Molecule: messenger RNA, 766 nt
Organism: Helianthus annuus (common sunflower)
Lineage: Eukaryota; Viridiplantae; Streptophyta; Magnoliopsida; Asterales; Asteraceae
Exons: 5
Coding region: 1-510 (169 amino acids)
Source: RefSeq, a predicted model, not a curated record